This is a messenger RNA of Glycine soja, 3172 nucleotides long. Its product is annotated as RNA cytidine acetyltransferase 1-like. Gene Ontology annotation, molecular function: 18S rRNA cytidine N-acetyltransferase activity; tRNA binding; ATP binding. Lineage: Eukaryota; Viridiplantae; Streptophyta; Magnoliopsida; Fabales; Fabaceae. The transcript is spliced from 25 exons. The record is from RefSeq and is a predicted model, not a curated record. Gene Ontology annotation, biological process: rRNA acetylation involved in maturation of SSU-rRNA. Bases 1 to 3126 code for a protein of 1041 amino acids. Gene Ontology annotation, cellular component: 90S preribosome; nucleolus.
AUGAGGAAGAGGAUAGACGAGCGAAUCAGAACUCUCAUAGAGAAUGGCGUCAAAACAAGGCAUAGGUCCAUGUUUGUCAUCAUUGGCGACAAGUCUCUUGAUCAGAUUGUAAAUCUUCAUUACAUGCUUAGCAAGGCACAGAUGAAAUCCAAGCCAACUAUGUUAUGGUGUUACAACCACAAGCUUCAACUAAGCAGUAAAAAGGAAAAGCGUCAUAGGCAGAUUCAAAAAUUGAGGCUGAGGGGUCUUUUGGAUCACGAAAAAGUUGAUGCAUUUUCUUUGUUUAUGGAAACUAAAGAUAUAACUUACUGUUUAUAUAAGGAUUCGGAAAAAAUUCUUGGUAAUACUUUUGGAAUGUGUAUACUUCAGGAUUUUGAGACAUUGACACCUAAUCUCCUAGCAAGAACCAUAGAGACAGUGGAGGGAGGAGGGUUGAUUGUUCUGCUGCUUGGUUCUCUAUCUUCCCUGACCAGUCUGUACACCAUGGUCAUGGAUGUCCAUAAAAGAUUUCGAACCGAAUCACACUCUGAGGCAGCUGGGCGCUUUAAUGAACGCUUCCUAUUAUCAAUUGCUUCGUGCAAGGCAUGUUUGGUCAUGGAUGAUGAGAUGAACAUAUUACCAAUUUCAUCUCACAUAAGAUCAAUUACGCCAGUUCUUGUAAAUGAGGACGCUGAGGGACUCUCAAAAGCAAAACAGGGCCUGAAGAAGCUUAAAGAACAACUGAGUGAAAAUUACCUUGUUGGAUUGAUUAGGAAGUGUUGCACAUUGGACCAGGGUCAUGCUGUUGUUACAUUUCUGGAUGCAAUUUUGAGCAAAACACUUCGUGGUACCGUUGCCUUGUUGGCUGGUCGUGGCUGUGGGAAAUCAGCUGCCCUUGGUUUAUCUAUUGCUGGUGCUAUCGCUGUCGGGUAUUCAAAUAUCUUUGUAACUGCACCCAGCCCUGAUAAUUUGAAAACCUUGUUUGAAUUUAUACUCAAAGGUUUUGAGGCACUUGACUACAAGGAGCAUAUUAAUGUGGUGAAAAGUGGGAAGAAUACGGUAAGGAUCAAUAUUUACAAGCACGAGCACCACAUACAAACAAUUCAGUAUAUACUGCCACACGAGCAUGAAAAGCUUUCACUAGCUGAACUGUUGGUUGUUGAUGAAGCUGCUGCUAUUCCACUGUCGAUGGUGAAGUCUUUACUUGGACCAUAUCUGGUCUUCCUCUCUUCUACUGUUAAUGGUUACGAAGGUACUGGACACUCUUUAACACUAAAACUUUUGCAUCAAUUGGAAGCGCAAAGCAAUACAUUUUCCAAGAGCACAGAGGGCACUGAUUCAGGUUAUCUGUUUAAGAAAAUAGAACUGAGUGAAUCCAUCAGAUAUGCUUCUGGGGAUCCCAUUGAAAGCUGGCUUAACAAAUUACUUUGCUUAGAUGUUUCAAAUGCCAUCCCUAAUCUUAGCAGCAGGUUCCUCCCUCCAUGUAGUGAGUGUGAUCUAUACUAUGUUAAUAGGGAUACUCUCUUUUCCUAUCACAGAGAUAGUGAAUUAUUUUUGCAGCGAAUGAUGGCCUUAUAUGUUGCAUCAGAUUACAAGAAUUCUCCAAAUGAUAUACAACUGAUGGCAGAUGCUCCAGCACACCACUUAUUUGUGCUACUUGGACCUGUUGAUGAAUCAAAGAAUCAACUUCCUGAUAUUUUGUGUGUGAUCCAGGUUAGCCUUGAAGGGCAAAUAUCUCGUCAGUCAGUAAAACAAAGUUUGAGCAAUGGUCAUAUACCUUCUGGAGAUCAAAUACCAUGGAAAUUCUGUGAGCAAUACCAAGACACAGUUUUUCCUUCACUUUCGGGCGCUCGCAUUGUUCGCAUUGCUACACACCCUGAUGACAUGAAGCAUGGAUAUGGUUCGCAAGCAGUUGAGCUUUUAAUACGCUACUACGAAGGUCAACUUACUCCUAUCUCUGGGAUUGACGUUGAUGAUGAAGUGCAGACUUCGCAAAUUAGGGUUACUGAAGCUGCAGAAAAAGUUUCACUACUUGAAGAAAAUAUAAAACCAAGAAAAGAACUUCCUCAUUUGCUAGUACAUCUGCGUGAAAGGCGCCCAGAGAAGCUCCAUUACAUUGGCGUCUCCUUUGGGCUAACCUUGGACCUUUUUCGCUUUUGGAGGAAGCUCAAAUUUGCUCCUUUCUACAUUAGCCAGAUUCCAAAUACUGUGACUGGUGAGCAUUCUAUUAUGGUCCUGAAACCCCUAAACAAUGAUGAAAUUAAAGUUGAUGGAUCAAAUCAGUGGGGCUUUGUCAGCCCAUUUUACCAAGAUUUUAGGCAAAGAUUUUUUAGACUUCUAGCUUCCAAUUUUCGUGGCAUGGAAUUCAAGCUUGCUAUGAGCAUCCUGGAUCCAAAAAUCAAUUUUGAAGAGCAAGAUCCUUCAAAGACUGCUUCUCAUAAAUUUAUGGGGUCAGUCAGGGAAUAUUUAUCACCACAUGAUAUGAAGCGACUAAAGGCUUAUGUUUCCAAUUUUGCUGACUUUAACCUUCACCUGAUUUUGGAUUUAGUUCCCAUCCUUGCACGUCUCUACUUUGAAGAAAAGCUUCCCGUUAAAUUGUCAUAUGUUCAAGCUUCUGUGUUACUCUGCAUUGGCCUGCAAAAUCACAACAUUUUGUACAUUGAGGGACAAAUGAAGUUGGAAAGGCAACAGCUAUUGUCUGAAUUUAGGAGGAUAAUGAAGUUGUUCUACAAUUAUCUAAAUGGCCUUGCAUCCAAGGAGAUUGAAUCUACCUUGCCCCGAAUGAAAGAAAUCGUCAUGGAACCUCAUAGUGUGUCUGUGGAUGAUGACCUCAAUAAUGCUGCUAAACAAGUUGAGGAUGGCAUGAAGUUAAAAGCAGAAGCACCCGUUACUCCUGAAUUGCUCCAGCGAUAUGCGAUUGUGGAAGGAGAAUCUGACUUGGAGACAGUUUUACAAAACAACAGAGGAAAAAUACCCAUUGGUGGUCUUAUCAGUGUAAAAUCCAGUAGUAAGCCUGAGAUGAUGAAGAGAAGUCGAAAGAAUGAUAAAAAACGGACAAGAUUUUUUUGGUCACACAACCAUUUUUUUUGGUGGAAUUGCUCAUACAACCAUAAGCUAAGCAAAAGGAGAAGAACCAUACAAGAUUGAUGAAUGUUUUCACUAAAUUCUAUUCUAUUUUAAAUAUUAAUUUUUA